This is a messenger RNA of Microtus oregoni (creeping vole), 3491 nucleotides long. RefSeq names its product syncytin-1-like. The transcript is spliced from 5 exons. NCBI's taxonomy places the organism in Eukaryota, Metazoa, Chordata, Mammalia, Rodentia, Cricetidae. The record is from RefSeq and is a predicted model, not a curated record. The coding region runs from base 1228 to 2760 and encodes 510 amino acids.
GUCCUCCUCCAGAUGCCUUUCUUCUGCCCCUCCUCUCCGGGUGCAGACACUGCCAGCGCCGGCUGCGGCUCCGCGCGGGAUUUGGGCUCGUUUCCCCUGGGGGGUUUUGAGGAGCGAGAGUCCUUCCCCCUCUUCGAUGGGAUUUUCCUGCCUUGCUGAAAUGGACUUUCAUUGAUUUCGUCUUAGUUCUACGUUUAGUGACCAAUUCCCUAGGCGUUUUUGUGGUACUUCCCUUUUUCCUCCCCGCCCGAAUAUACAAUCUGUAAAAUGGAGAACGAAAUCUUGACUCCCCUUCUGGAGCAGUUCAUGACCAGCCCCUUGGUCACUUGGGUUAAAACUUUGGACCUCUGGCUGCAGGAAAUGGGACCAACCUGGAUGAAUAUGUGGCUUUGGUGGAUGGGGUAUUCUUGAACCAGGUCAUUCUCCAAAUGGCUAACUCAGUCAGCGAUGAUGUCCUUAUUUUUACUUUGGAAUUUUCUAAUUGGAAGAGACUUCCACCACCUGUUGAAAAGAUGAUCUCUGCUCGUGCAAACUCUUCUUGGGCUCUUCAGCAACAUAUGGGUGAUCUCGACUCAAGGCCCACGAAUUACGUGGCCUGCUGGACGGGUCCAGUGGCACCCAACGUGGGGCUGCACGAGGAUCGUUGGUCACUGGACAGCCCCCAAUUGAAGGAAAAAGCGUUCCGGAACGUGCUUUGGUAGAGACGCCUUGCAUCGCUCGUGCAUCGUCUUGAGAAACGCCACGCUUGAAAAUGCAAGAUAUAUUCGCAAAAAAUAUUGAGCCACUUUAUGGAGCCCUCGCCGUAACCUUGAUGUUCCUGAUUGUUCUUUUCUGCUGUUUUUGCCUUUGCUGUCACAUGUCAGGCCAGGAAUGCACUUGGUAAGAUCACACAUGGUAAGGAUGUUAUGCUUAAGAGCAGUCUGGUCAGGUUGCCUAAUAUCCCUCUGGGCUGGGAUAAUUUUGGCUGGCUUUAAGCCCAUUGACCCGGAAGCCAUUAUAAAGAGUCUGUAUGGACCCCCUUGCGAUUGCAAAGGAGGAGAUGUUCUGUCCCCACCAUCAACAAGUUUUAAAACUGUGGAUUGUGGGACUAAGAUGGCAUACUUGGGUGGAGCCCGUAACAGUUAUGGAGAUCCCUAACAAUCCACCCAACAAUGGACAUGUGCUGCCAAACCUAAGCGUCUUUCCCAUGGUUCUCCAUGUCCUAAAGACUGCAAAUACACAGAUCAGAUGCAUGCACGAUGUUAUUCUUCUUACUCAGAAUGCAUUAACAACGGCCAAUCUUAUUUUACUGCCCUGGUCACUCAUCACUGGAAAGGAAAUGCUGGAGGUGACUGGUCAGUUCAGCCACAAAUCCUAGGUUCCACUAACAAACUCUCACAGGCCUCAUGCACAGUCCCCAUUGGCAAACUUGCAUGCUGGAAUAAAAAUGCUCCAAUCCAUGUCUCCGACGGAGGAGGCCCCACGGAUACAGUCCGUGAAGUUCAGAUCCAAGAGGAGGUACAAAAAUGGAUUGACUCCCAGAUUCCUCAGAUUCAUUAUCACCCCUUACUACUUCCAAAACCUAGGGGUGUCGAAAUUGAUCCUCAAACUUUUGAGGUCCUUGAGGCCACUCAUUACACCCUAAAUAUUACCAAUCCUACAUUGGCUCAGGACUGCUGGAUGUGCCUUGCCUAUGGAUCCCCCUGGCCUUUAGCAUUACCGUCAUCUUUUAAUGGCACUUUUAAAUCCUCCCUUGAGAAUUGUAUUCUUAUGCCCCCUUUUUGGGUUCAACCUGUCGCAUUUAAUAUGACAUUAUGUGUUUAUAAGCAUUAUCAAAAUAAUAGCUUUGAUAUAGAUGUAGGGCUUAUUACCUUUACUGCCUGCAGUUUAAAAUAUAAUGCAUCCUCUAUGCUAUGCCCCCCCACAGGGCAUGUGUUUGUGUGCGGUGGAAACAUGGCCUACACCGUUCUCCCUAUGAACUGGACAGGGCUUUGUGUCCUGGCAACUCUACUCCCUGAUGUUGAAUUACUACCAGGGAAUGAACCAGUACCCAUUCCCACUUUUGAUUAUUUUAGUCCCAGACAUCAAAGAGCCAUUCAAUUCAUUCCCCUACUUGUGGGGCUAGGCGUUGCUGGCACCCUGGGGACUGGAACUGCAGGAUUGGCCACUAGCCUUUCUUCCUAUACUAAGCUCUCCCAACAAUUGGCAGAUGACAUUACUAAGGUCUAUACCUCGGUACAGGAUCUUCAAGAUCAGAUAGACUCCCUUGCGGAGGUCAUACUUCAAAACCGGAGAGGUUUGGAUUUGCUCACAGCAGAUAAGGGUGGACUAUGCUUAACAUUACAAGAAAGAUGUUGUUUUUAUGCCAAUAAGUCCGGCAUUGUACGGGACCGAAUAAAACAUCAUCAGGAGGAAUUAGAACAACGCAGAUGCGAGCUGCACAACCGGCCAAUAUGGACCGCUUGGGGAGGAAUCCUCCCAUACCUUCUUCCCUUUUUUGGUCCGCUUUUGGGACUCCUUUUGCUUAUUUCCUUUGGGCCAUGGGCUUUUAACCGUUUAACGCAUUUUAUUAAGUCUCAAAUAGAUUCUGCAUUAAAACCUGUUGAGGUUCAUUAUCAUCGCUUAGCUGCCAAUGAAGAAGCUGCCAAUGAAGAAGUUGCUGUGAUCGAGCUACAGAAGAUUUCCCUUCCUUCCCCUCAACCCUUAUCCCUUUCUCACUCCCCACUUAGAUUUCAUACCCCAAGCCCAGGCCCAGGAUGGAAAUUCUGGACAAAAUUGUAAAAUUUGGCCUUGCUAGAUCUGUCCCCAUGGUGCUUUAGCCCAAAAAUCCCAUGAGGAAGAAGACUGGAAAGUCAGUGACGGAAGAAUUGUUUAAGCCUAGGCCCACCUAAGACAGGGCAAUCCUAAUGGGGAAAAUGUCCCAAAGACGGGUAAAGGUCUAGCAUCAGUCUUCUAACAGGCUCAGUCUCUCUCAUGAUUCUGAACUUGACACCAGCCAUAGAGUUGCAGAAUACCCACCGUCGAGGCCUUGCACGCUGAUAGCUAGUUCUCAUUGCACCAGCUUAGGCUCGGCACCGAGGCCUUGCACGCUGAGGGUUAGUUCCCAUUGCACCAGCUUAGGCUCGGAUCAAUUUUGGGUCUGCUCUGGCUACAGAGUCUUUGGUCUCUCGAUUAUCAGAGUAGCACCCAGAUCCUAAAUCCCAAUUGGCUCAUUUAUAUAUAGAGAGAGGGGGAGAUGUUGGGGACCAAGAAGCCCCCCGACCAAAUAUACUGGUCAAUCUUCCUCAUUCUCUCUGCAAGGACAGCUUGCUGCAAGAGCAGCCUGCUGCUGAAAGCACACUCAGUUGUGACACAGUUCUUGGAACGGCUUAACCACAAGAUGGUUCAGAAAGAUAUAAAACAAUUACUUCCCCCUUGGCCUAGGGCGCAAUAGUUUCCAUUCCCCUCUAACCUUACCCCUCCCUGCCAGAACCAUUCUAUAAAAAUAAACCCCUGACUGCAAUAAACGGAAC